AUGACUUUCUACAACUGCCCGUUUGAUCAUCUUUUGAUCUUGGACUUUGAAACAACUUCCGACGGAGAAAAGCACGACUAUCCAUUCGAAGUUAUUCAAUUCAGUGUUGUCCCACUUGAUCUCGAAGGAAUUGCGUUCAACAAAUUUGUUCGACCGGUAGUCAAUCCAAUUCUUUCAAACUAUUGCGCUGAUUUUACUGGCAUCAAGCAAGAGUUUCUCAAUGCUGCUGACACAUUUCUUGUGGUCUACAAGCAGUUUUUGGAGUGGCUUCAGAAAAAUGGAUUCCAAGAGAGAAAGUUGGCGAUUGUCUGUGACAGUAGUCAGGAUAUGUGGAGAAUUGCUCAGUACCAAUUUCGUUUGGUGCGCGAAACUAUGCCAUCAAUGUUCCGUCAGUGGAUAAAUAUCAAAAGGACUUUCGAUGACGGUCUCGAAGAUGGGCAGAAAAACAAACUUGUCGGAAAGAGUAACAUUGAAAAAAUGUCCAGUUAUCUGGGAAUUGAACUCUCUGGAAAAGCUCAUGACGCGUUGUCGGACUGUCUCAAUAUUGCAGCCAUCACACAGAAAAUUCUCGAAAUUGGUUGCCCAGUGACGAUCAACGAGAUGCUUUGCUGUUCAGCAAUUGUAAGUUCUUAA
Caenorhabditis briggsae is the source of this 633-nucleotide messenger RNA. Gene Ontology annotation, molecular function: 3'-5'-RNA exonuclease activity; nucleic acid binding. NCBI's taxonomy places the organism in Eukaryota, Metazoa, Nematoda, Chromadorea, Rhabditida, Rhabditidae. The transcript is spliced from 4 exons. Gene Ontology annotation, cellular component: cytoplasm. The record is from RefSeq and is a predicted model, not a curated record. The coding region runs from base 1 to 633 and encodes 210 amino acids. Gene Ontology annotation, biological process: exonucleolytic trimming to generate mature 3'-end of 5.8S rRNA from tricistronic rRNA transcript (SSU-rRNA, 5.8S rRNA, LSU-rRNA).